AUGCUGCCAUCUCCACCUAAACGCCCAUUUAAACCUUCAUAUAGAAGCUCAAGAAAAAUAUGCUAUCAAAAUUCAUCACCCUCAUGUUUACCACUUACUCCCCCCCUCCGUGAGUGAACAAAACCAUUAGAAAAAUCCCUAUUUUUUGCACAAAAACCCACCCUCCGUGAGUGAACAAAAAUUUUUUUAAUAGAAAAAUUUUUUAUGGAAAAAAAAAUUAUAUAUAAGUGCUAAUUAUAUAAUGAAAUAUAGAGCUAAUUCUGUUUAAUUUUGAACGAAUUGCUUUUUAAAACAUAAAUUUUCUAAAUUAAAUUAAUAUUUGCUUUCCAAUCUUUGUGAAUUAGGAUUUUUUUAAAUUUUGAAAAAAAAAAUUUUAUAAAAUUUAUAUAUAAAUUUUUUUAGAAAAAAAAAAAUUAACCCCCCUCCGCGAGUGAACAAAAUUUUUUUGUUCAAUCACGGAGGGGGGAGUUAGUGUAACUUUUAUUUAGGUAACUAACACAUUUCAAAAAUUUAUGUUCAAAAUAAUUUAUAAAAAAUUUAAACGGAUUAUCCUUGCCUUAUGUAGAGGUAUGGAUUCAAACGCUUUUCAAAAAAUAAGCCCUCAGCUUGCAGCACUUAUCAAAAACAGAAAAAAUAGUGUAGAAGUAAUGUUUAGACUGUAUGGGGAAACCUGACCUCCUAUGAUUGUUUACAAAGCUAAGGCAGAGCAUUUUAAAGUGAUAGGAUUCAAAUAUCAGGAACUGAAUUUCGACUAUAAAUGAAAUAUAUUAUUUUCUGAUACUCCAAUAGAGAGAAACAAAUCAUCGCUGCCUCCUCUGAGAAAUAUAAGAAUAUCUAGGGCAAGAACUAGAAAUUAUGAUAGAGAAAUCAACAAAAAAUAUCAAGUGUGAUCUAGAAAUCCACUUGCAGCAUAUGUACGAAGAAGCCUUUCUGUUCAAUUGGAAACUAGAAUUGAUAUUGAAUACAGAAAUUAUUGGAAAAAAUUAGGAGUUCUAGUAAUAAAAUGACAUGAAUCAAAAAAGACUGAUUAG
Molecule: messenger RNA, 1031 nt
Organism: Blepharisma stoltei
Lineage: Eukaryota; Ciliophora; Heterotrichea; Heterotrichida; Blepharismidae
Source: the annotation of a GenBank genome assembly